Pestalotiopsis fici W106-1 is the source of this 1602-nucleotide messenger RNA. RefSeq lists its product as uncharacterized. The record is from RefSeq and is a predicted model, not a curated record. Gene Ontology annotation, molecular function: carbohydrate:proton symporter activity. NCBI's taxonomy places the organism in Eukaryota, Fungi, Ascomycota, Sordariomycetes, Amphisphaeriales, Sporocadaceae. Bases 1 to 1602 code for a protein of 533 amino acids. Gene Ontology annotation, biological process: carbohydrate transport; transmembrane transport. Gene Ontology annotation, cellular component: membrane. The transcript has a single exon.
AUGGCGGAAUAUGAAAAGGCGUCGGUCAAUAUAGACCAGCACGAAAAUGCCCUCGACGUCAAGGACGAUAAUCUGGCCAGAGAGGCGGCAGAACAGGAACAUGCCAUGACCUUUCUCCAGGCUAUUCGCAAGUACCGUACUGCUGUCCUUUGGUCCGUGCUGCUUUCAAGUUCAAUCAUCAUGGAGGGCUACGACAUUGUCCUGGUCAGCUCCUUCUUUGCUCAGCCCUCCUUCUCGAAGCGCUAUGGAGACUUUGACGCUGCCACCAAUUCCUACCAAAUCUCUGCCUCGUGGCAGAACGGGCUUACGAAUGCUGUUUCGGUCGGCACCAUCAUUGGUGCUUUUGCCAAUGGCUAUUUUACGCAGAAAUACGGGUACCGAAAGGUGUUGCUUGCAUCGCUGGUAUUCAUUGUCGGAUUCAUCUUUAUCCCCUUUUUUGCGCCCAACCUCCCGGUCCUGCUGGUAGGCGAGUUCCUGUGCGGUAUCCCGUGGGGAGUAUUCGCAACCAUGGCACCCGCGUAUGCCUCCGAGGUGUGUCCCAUGGCACUACGAGGACACCUCACCGUCUGGGUCAACAUGUGCUGGGCUCUAGGCCAGCUCAUCUCUGCUGGAGUCCAAACGGGGUUCUCGGAGAAUAAUACGCAAUGGUCAUAUCGCAUUCCGUUUGCCGUCCAGUGGGUCUGGCCUAUACCGUUGUUCAUCAUCCUCUUCUUUGCCCCCGAGUCUCCGUGGCACCAUGUCAGGGCCGAGAACUACAUUGAAGCAGAAAGAAGCGUCAUGCGACUUUCAUCCGUACCCAAAGCUGAAGCCAAAAAGACUGUCGCCAUGAUGGUUCAUACCAACGAGCUUGAGAAGACAAUUGCACAAGGGACCUCCUAUCUCGACUGCUUCCGUGGUACAGACUUGCGUCGUACAGAGAUUGUAUGCAUGGCGUUCAUGGCGCAGCCUUUUUGUGGCUCGGCUAUGGGCGGAACUCCGACUUAUUUCUUUGUCCAGGCAGGACUUCCAACCUCGAUUUCAUUCCAGAUGUCUGUUGGGGGCCUUGGUCUCGCUUCCCUCGGAACUUUGAUCUCAUGGUGGCUGAUGCACGUAUGUGGCCGCCGCACACUCUACCUUUACGGCCUGGGUCUCCUCUCGCUCGUCUUAGCGACGGUUGGUUUCAUCAGUGUUGGGGCCGGAGAUACUACAGCUGGAAACUAUGCGCAAGCUUCCAUGAUGAUGGUAUGGCUUCUCGUCUACUACCUCACAGUGGGACCCAUUUGCUACGCCAUUAUUGGCGAGACAUCGUCGACUCGACUUCGGAACAAGAGUGUCUGCCUCAGUCGCAUUGCCUACUAUAUCUCGCAAAUUGUUUGCAAUGUCAUCAAACCCUACAUGCUCAACCCUACUGCUGGGAACUGGCGAGGCAAGACUGGAUUCUUCUGGGGCGCUUGUUCCGCGGCAUUCUGUGCUUGGACCUGGUUCCGCUUGCCCGAGACAAAGAGCAAGACUUAUGAAGAGUUGGAUAUCCUAUUUGCAAAUGGAGUAAAGGCCCGCGACUUUGCAAAGUACAAGGUUGAUGCAUAUGCUCAUACCACGGAGGCACUGGGCAAGACUGAGUGA